AUGGAUGAGAUCAUCAAGGAGCGGCUGACCGGCGUGGAGUACGAGGCGGACACGUGCUCCAUGCUCGCCAGGGACAUCAGCGACGAGAUCAAGUUCAAGCUGAAGGAGCUCGGCUUUGAGGAGCGAUAUAAGUUCGUGGUGCAGGUGGUCAUCGGAGAGGAGAAGGGCGAGGGGGUGAGAAUGGGGUGCAGAUGCUUCUGGGACCCAAAGACGGAUAACCACGUGGCGACGCAGUUUCACAACGCGACAAUCUUCUGCGCAGCCGCCGCGUUUGGCAUCUGGUUGUACUGA
Micromonas commoda is the source of this 291-nucleotide messenger RNA. It is a transcript of the gene TCTEX2B, whose product is annotated as inner arm dynein light chain. Lineage: Eukaryota; Viridiplantae; Chlorophyta; Mamiellophyceae; Mamiellales; Mamiellaceae. Gene Ontology annotation, cellular component: cytoplasmic dynein complex; cytoplasm. Gene Ontology annotation, molecular function: dynein intermediate chain binding. The record is from RefSeq and is a predicted model, not a curated record. Bases 1 to 291 code for a protein of 96 amino acids. The transcript has a single exon. Gene Ontology annotation, biological process: microtubule-based movement.